Messenger RNA from Rotaria sordida, 1542 nucleotides. Lineage: Eukaryota; Metazoa; Rotifera; Eurotatoria; Philodinida; Philodinidae. The record is from the annotation of a GenBank genome assembly.
AUGUUUCCUGGCUUUAUACAAGCAACAAUUUUAGCUGUUAUUGUUAUUCUUACUCAUACAACUAAACAUAUACAUUGCGAUGACGAGGCAUCAAAGGUAGACGAUAGUUAUGUUCUUUCAUUAACGAAAGAUACAUUUGAUGAUGCUGUUAAAAAUAAUAAAUAUUUACUUGUUAAAUUCGUUGCACCAUGGUGUGGUCAUUGUAAAACUUUAGCACCAGCUUAUGCUGCAGCUGCUAAAAAACUAGCAGAAUCUGGUAGUGAAGUAAAAUUAGCUACUGUUGAUGCAACAAUUGACGGUGAUCUUGCAAAACAAUAUGAGGUUCAAGGAUAUCCAACAUUGAAAUUUUUUCGUGAGGGUACAACACUUGAAUAUAAUGGUGGUCGAUCAGAAAGUGAAAUACUUGGUUGGUUAAAAAAGAAAACAGGACCUCCAGCUGAUGAAUUAAAAACAGUUGAUGACCUUAAUAAAUUAAAAGAAUCUGAUGCGGUUGUUGUUAUUGGUGCUUUCAAGGAUACUGAGGGUGAUAAUGCUAUGGCUUUUCUUCAAGUUGCUAAAAGUAUGGAUGGUAUGCCAUUUGGUAUUACAUCAAAUAGUGAUGUUCUUAAAGAACUUCAAGUUAAAGAUGAUACAGUUGUUCUUUUGAAAAAAUUUGAUGAAGGUCGUAAUGAUCUUACAUCAUCAAUUAAUGAAGAUUCAAUUCGUGAAUUUAUUCUAGCUAAUCAACUUCCAAUUGUUAUUGAUUUUAGUGCAGAAACAGCUCAACAGAUCUUUGGCGGUGAUAUUAAAGUUCAUACUAUUUUAUUUGAUAGUAAAAAAAGUGAUGCUUAUGAAAAAAAUCGUCAAGAAUUGCAAACAACUGCAAAAGAAUUUCGUGGAAAAACAGUUUUUGUUUUUGUUGAUUCGGAUGCGGCUGAUAAUGAACGUGUACUUGAAUACUUUGGUCUUAAAGCUUCAGAUGUUCCAGUUGUACGUUUAAUUACAUUACAAGAUGAAAUGCGCAAAUAUAAACCAGAAUCAUCUGAUGUAACAUCAGAAUUAUUAACAAAAUUUGUUCGUGACUUUCAUGAUGGUAAACUCAAACCACAUUUACUUUCACAAGAAAUUCCAGAAGAUUGGGAUAAGGCUCCAGUGAAAAUUUUAGUUGGAAAAAAUUUUCAUGAAGUUGCAAAAGAUAAAAAAAAAACUGUACUUGUUACAUUUAUUGCUCCAUGGUGCGGUCAUUGCAAACAGUUAACACCAAUUUAUGAAGAAUUAGGUGAAAAAUAUAAAGAUAAUUCAGAUGUUGUUGUUGCUAAAAUGGAUGCUACUGUUAAUGAACUUGAAGAUAUAAAAAUUCAAAGCUUUCCAACAAUUAACCUUUUUCCAAAAGAUUCCGAUGAAGCUAUUGAAUAUAAUGGUCCACGUACAGUUGAAGGCCUAUCAAAAUUUAUUGAUUCAAAUGGUCAAGACAGUGGUAAAGAUGAAACUAGUGAUAAGGCUUCUGAACAAGGUGACGAAGGUGUUGAAGGAGAAGAAGAACAACCGCAUGUGGAGCUAUAA